AUGGGCCACCACUGCCCGCCGCCCUUCGCCGUCAAGAUCCCAUCCGAUGACGACCACAAUGACCGCGACGACGACGCGACCAUCUUCUCUCCAUCCCCUCCUCCUCUCAAGAAGAGGCUAGAGUUGGACCAUGGCAGCGGCGCCGGUGGCCGUGGAGUUGGAGGAGGAGUGCCUCCACUCCUUCUUGUGAUCGACGACGAUCCCACCCCUCGGAAGCCCAAUCGGGACCCCACGCCCUCCUUCGUAGCCGAAACCCUCUCCAGCCGAUCACGACUUCGACUCCGAUGCCUCCAUCGUUCGGUGUACCCUUGCUCGCUCCAAUCCAGCAAGCGGUUCGUCGGGGAAAUUCUCCGUCUUCGUUCAUCACUAUGUUUGACAGGAAUUACUGGUUUAAUAUGUUUGGAGUCAGACAAUGAGUCAGAAGGAAGUGGCAGAGCACUCAGAGAUAAUUCUGACUUCCCUGUGGUGGAAAGUCCAGUAGGUACAGGCUCCGGAAAAGACCAUUCCAGAUUGUAUUUGACAAUAGAUGAAGCUGUUUCAGGCAGAAAUGAUACAAAUGAUGAAGUUAUUCCUAGAAUUACUAACCAUGGAUCGUUUGAUGGUAGCAGAGGUGCCACAAACUUCAUACAGAUUCUUGGAGACAGCCCUCCACAUGGUCAUACCUUGGCAGAAGAUUCUACUCUCCAGGCUGCAAGCUAUGAGGAGGAGCACAACUUGUUGGGGCAAUUAGAUAGUACUGCAAAGCGGAAAGGAAAUCAUGCAGCAGUUGGUGCUGCUAAAGAUAAUAAGAAUGAACCAGCUGCGAGGAAGAAGCAACUGAAAGAAGAAAAAGCUCGUUUAAUUGAAGAACGAAAAAGAAAGAGGCAGCAAGAUAAAUUACAGAAAGAAGCUUUGAAAGCUGAAGAGGCGGAGACGAAAAAAUGGGUGAAGGAAAAGCAGAAAUGGGAAAGGGGGAAAUAUGCGCUAAAAUCUGUUGUAGCUGAUUUUGAUGCUAAAGUUGUUGAAAAUGGGCUAGUUGGAGGACAUCUUCUCACCAGGUUUGCGGAAAAAGGUCUUUCUUUUCGUAUAACCUCUAAUCCAAUCGAAAGGUCAAUUAUGUGGAAAAUGAAUGUGCCUGACAAAAUUGCUCAGAUUUCAUCGGCGCAAUCGGAAGUGCCCUACAUACUAUUUGUAUAUCAAGCAGAGGAAUUUUGUGAUCUUGUAAUUAGUGAGUCUCUUAUUGAUCACAUCCAUAGAGUACGAAGUCACUAUCCAUCAUUCACAAUUUGCUACCUGACAAACAAAUUGAUGAGUUACAUCAAUAAGCGUGAACAAAGUCAGUACAAGAAUCCAUCAAAUGUUAGUUGUUGGAAACGUCCACCAAUUGAGGAGAUUCUGUCAAAAUUGACAACUCAUUAUACUAGAGUGCACUCAAGGCAAUGCAUAGAUGAAGCUGACCUAGCUGAACAUGUUGUUGGUUUGACAUCUAGCCUUGCCAGUUGCCAAUUUAGGAAGAAAUUGACAUGGCUAACUGUAAAUGCAAAUGGGUCCAUCAUUCCUAAGGAUUUCAUUGACAGGAAUCUUGUUAAGAAAAAUAUCUGGUUGAAGGCCCUAAUAUCCAUUCCUAAAGUGCAACCAAGAUAUGCAAUUGCCAUUUGGAAAAAGUAUCCAACUAUGAGAUCUCUUUUGAAUGUAUACAUGGAUCCAAAUAAAUCGGUGCACGAGAAAGAAUUCCUUCUUAAAGAUUUGAUGAUUGAAGGGCUUUUAGGCAAGGAAGACAGGAGGUUAGGUGAGAUCUGUUCUAAGAGAGUGUAUAGAAUACUCAUGGCACAAAGUGGAGGCAUCAAAACUGAAGAUGUUGAGGAAGGAGCUGACUUUUUUGGCUGCUAACUGUCUAUGAAUGACAGACAAAAUGAAUAGCUCGUCACCAUUAGAAUACUGAGACAUAGAUGUUGUUCGUUCAUUUUGUUGUUGGAAAGAACAUUGUAGUAUGAGUUAUUUAAUUAAUUUCGUAUCUCCAUUUUGAUCUGAAGCAACCUUUACGAUUACGAUCCAAUGUUUUAUACUGUCUAUUACUAGAAGAAUGCAUUUGCUGACUGAUAUUUGACUGGAAGAGAUUAUGAUGCAUAACAUCUUUGUUGCUAAAUUUUAUAUCAAAUAUAAUUGGGCUCAUAUCUGAUGGUGAGCUGCACAUUACGCGGCAA
Messenger RNA from Phoenix dactylifera (date palm), 2183 nucleotides. Lineage: Eukaryota; Viridiplantae; Streptophyta; Magnoliopsida; Arecales; Arecaceae. The record is from RefSeq and is a predicted model, not a curated record.